UAAUUUUCUUAUGUGAUUUUUGAAAUGAAACACGAAACCCAUAUUUGUUUUAGUGUUGUUGAAAAUGGGAAGUGUUCAAGUUUGAGAAUUCAUUGCUAAUAUGAUUGGAUUUUGUUGUAUUGUAUUGUGCUGCACAUGUCUGUAUUGCAUUUUUCUUGCAGUGUAGAAGGGAGAUUGAAAGGUGGAAUGGAAUGAUGGAGUGAUUUGGUGAAUUGGGUAGUUGAUGUUUUUUAUUCAUAUUGGGUUAAAUGUUGUGUAAAUGCUUGUUGUGUAACAUAGGGAGUGAAGAGGAGAAAAAUGGAGAUGGAACCUUUUAAUGCAUUCAUUUUCUAGGUUGGAACAUCUUGAAAUUAGUGUUUUUUGUUAGGUGAUGUGGAAAAAUGGGAAUCAUUUUGUUUGCAUGUGGAGUAAAUAAUUCUUGUACUUGAGAUGGCUGUGAUGCUGAGGAAAGGAGAAAGAGAAAAUGGCUGAAAUCUCUGAACUUGGAAAUAGGCAUCCAGUGUUGAGCACUGUGGAAGGCCCUUAAGCUGAUCUUUCAUAGGUUAAUGAGAAAAUAUGAUGUCUGAAGAGGCUGGCCAAAUGUUGGUUGUUUAUGAUGAUCCAUCUGACCAGCGAUCUUUGUCGUUGGAUGAUACAAGCAGCGCAGAGGAAUCGCCUGAUGAAACCAGACUAUCACUAGAAACACCUAAUGAUGCAAUUCCAUAUAUUGGACAAAGAUUUGCUACUCAUGAUGAAGGUUAUGAAUUUUACAGUGAAUUUGCAAAAAGAUGUGGAUUCUCAAUCCGUCGUCACCGCACAGAAGGCAAAGAUGGGGUUGGAAAAGGGCUAACAAGACGUUAUUUUGUCUGCCACCGUGCUGGAAACACCCCUGUCAAAACCUCAAACGAAAAUAAACCUCAAAGGAAUAGAAAAUCGUCUCGAUGUGGGUGUCAAGCAUACAUGAGGAUUAGCAAGGUCACAGAGUUAGGAGCACCAGAAUGGCGUGUCACAGGAUUUGAUAAUCACCAUAAUCAUGAACUUCUAGAACCGAAUCAAGUUCGGUUCCUUCCUGCAUAUCGGACCAUAUCAGAUACGGACAAGAGCAGAAUCCUCAUGUUUGCCAAAACAGGAAUUUCAGUGCAGCAAAUGAUGAGACUCAUGGAGCUUGAAAAAUGUGUAGAGCCAGGAUAUUUGCCCUUCACUGAAAAGGAUGUGAGGAACUUGCUUCAGUCAUUUAGAAAACUGGAUCCAGAGGAUGAGAGCGUAGACUUAUUAAGAAUGUGCAGAAAUAUAAAGGAGAAGGACCCCAACUUUAAAUUUGAAUACACACUCGAUUCUGACAACAGGUUAGAGAACAUUGCUUGGUCAUAUGCGUCAUCAGUCCAAUCAUAUGAGAUCUUUGGUGAUGCAGUGGUAUUUGAUACAACACAUCGCUUAACUGCAUUUGACUUGCCUCUCGGCAUAUGGGUUGGAAUGAACAACUAUGGUAUGCCUUGCUUCUUCGGAUGUGUGAUUUCACGAGAGGAAAAUUUGAGGUCGCUGUCAUGGGCAUUAAAGGCAUUCUUAGGAUUCAUGAAUGGAAAGGCCCCACAAACAAUAUUAACUGACCAGAAUAUGUGCCUGAAAGACGCAAUAGCUAAGGAGAUGCCUUCAACGAAACAUGCACUUUGCAUAUGGAUGAUUGUGGCGAAGUUUCCAUCCUGGUUUAAUGCUGUUUUGGGGGAACGUUAUAAUGAGUGGAAAGCAGAGUUCUAUCGACUCUAUAAUUUGGAGUCAAUUGAGGACUUUGAACAGGGUUGGAGGGACAUGGUCAAUAUUUUUGGGCUGCAUACAAACAGGCACGUUGCCAACUUGCAUGCCUUACGCAAUCUUUGGGCUCUUCCAUACUUGAGAAGCCAUUUCUUCGCGGGAAUGACUGCAGCUGGUCAUUCAAAAUCAAUUAACUCUUUCAUCCAAAGGUUUCUGAGUGCUCAAACUCGGCUUGCACACUUUGUGGAACAGGUUGCUGUAGCUGUAGAUUUUAAAGAUCAAGCGGCUGAACAGCAAACAAUGCAGCAGAAUCUGCAAAACAUAAGUUUAAAAACUGGGGCACCUAUGGAAUCCCAUGCAGCCACAGUCCUUACUCCUUAUGCCUUCUCGAAGCUCCAAGAACAACUUGUUUUGGCUGCCCACUACGCAUCAUUCCAGAUGGAGGAUGGUUUUCAUGUGAGACACCACACCAAACGUGAGGGAGGCCGGAUAGUAUAUUGGGUUCCUAGGGAAGGAAUUAUUAGUUGCAGCUGCAAUCAGUUUGAGUUCUCUGGAAUUCUUUGUCGACAUGCCCUUCGAGUUCUUUCCACAGGAAACUGUUUUCAGAUCCCAGAAAGGUACCUUCCUUUGCGUUGGCGUCGGAUUAACACAUCUAGUGCAAAGCUUCUUCACAGUUCCAAUGAUCAUGGUGAAAGAAUUCAGCUAUUGCAGAACAUGGUAUCAAGUCUCAUAACUGAAUCUGCCAAGUCGAAAGAGAGACUGGAUAUUGCAACCGAGCAAGUUUCUAUUCUUUUAUCUCGCAUCAGAGAUCAACCAGUUCCAUCACAAGGUAUACGAGAUUUUACCUCCAUUCACAGAAAACUUUAGCCCUACCUCGUAUACUCAGCAGUGACUGAAUUCUUGUGGAUAGCCGAGGGAAGCACACCUUUUUAUCAAAGAAAGCGAGUUUGCUGAAUCUGUAAAUGCAUGCUCUUGCUUGUGGUUUGAAAUUCUGCGUGAAAAUCCUUCUGCUCUCGAUUCAUGCAGAUAAGGACUGCACAUGGUUUGUAUUUCCCUGACAGCCUUCUGCUCGGCUUUUAUUGUGGGGCAGAAGUUUCUUGAGGGUUCUGUAAUGUUCAAAUAUAUAUAGAAAAAAAUAGAUAUUGAUGUA
Molecule: messenger RNA, 2878 nt
Organism: Populus nigra (black poplar)
Lineage: Eukaryota; Viridiplantae; Streptophyta; Magnoliopsida; Malpighiales; Salicaceae
Product: protein FAR1-RELATED SEQUENCE 11
Exons: 4
Coding region: 556-2595 (679 amino acids)
Biological process (GO): regulation of DNA-templated transcription
Molecular function (GO): zinc ion binding
Source: RefSeq, a predicted model, not a curated record